This is a messenger RNA of Truncatella angustata, 237 nucleotides long. RefSeq names its product ubiquitin family protein. NCBI's taxonomy places the organism in Eukaryota, Fungi, Ascomycota, Sordariomycetes, Amphisphaeriales, Sporocadaceae. The annotation marks the transcript as partial. The record is from RefSeq and is a predicted model, not a curated record. Gene Ontology annotation, cellular component: septin ring; nucleus. The transcript has 2 exons. Gene Ontology annotation, biological process: protein sumoylation. Gene Ontology annotation, molecular function: protein tag activity; ubiquitin-like protein ligase binding.
GAUCAGCUAGGCAUCAGGGUCACCGACAGUAACAAUGAUAUUCUGUUCAGGAUAAGGAAGUCCACUCCGCUAGAUAGCGUUAUGCAAGCGUUCUGUGAACGUCAGGGCAAGAAUAUCAACGUGGUUCGGUUCUUAUUUGAAGGACAACGUGUUCAACCGACUGAUAGUCCCGAUAGUCUCGGAAUAAUUGAUGGUGAUUCUCUGUCGGUCCACCAGGAGCAGAUUAGGGGUUUCUAU